This is a messenger RNA of Anoplopoma fimbria (sablefish), 2265 nucleotides long. RefSeq names its product sestrin 2 (gene sesn2). Gene Ontology annotation, cellular component: nucleus. Bases 442 to 2130 code for a protein of 562 amino acids. Gene Ontology annotation, biological process: positive regulation of macroautophagy; cellular response to leucine starvation; cellular response to L-leucine. Gene Ontology annotation, molecular function: oxidoreductase activity, acting on peroxide as acceptor; L-leucine binding. The transcript has 11 exons. The record is from RefSeq and is a predicted model, not a curated record. Lineage: Eukaryota; Metazoa; Chordata; Actinopteri; Perciformes; Anoplopomatidae.
ACAGCUGAAGGGAACCAGAGAGUGAAACCAGUGACUGAGACCAGUGACUGUGUGUGUUAACCAGUGACUGUGCUGGUGCUUCAUGACUGUGUGUGUUAGCCUUUGAAUCGUGUUUUUGUCCCAACACCAACCACUGGCUCUCAGUCUUUAUUACCCAGGAGCAGUUUGCAGCAUCUGCUAACAGCAGCUAGGCUAGCUGAGCGAGCUAACCGGGGGCAGACCGGGGAAUGAGCACAGACGGUCCGAUUGAGGCGGUCUGGAGGCGGUCUGGAGGCGGUGCUGCCUGCGGGGGACUGACGACGACUCCGGCAGUUAGGAAACAGAACGUUCGCGUCAGGCAGCCGUUGACGGUUAACGGACGGUUGACGCGUCAGCUAGCUGAGGCUAACUGACGACCAACGGCUGAGUCUCAUCGACGGGUUCCGGGGAGGAAGAGCGCAGAUGGCGAGCGACCCCACGGCGGGCUACACCUGCCGGGCCAACGGAGGAGACGCCCCCGGUACAGGGUCCGGUUCUGACGGGUCCGGUCGACGCCGGUACGAGUCAGAGUCCGACGCCGGCCCGACCGUGAAGAGCUUAGCGCUGCUGUGCAGCCGGGACGAGGAGGCGAGAGCGGCGUCUCUGGAGGAGCUCAGUCAGGAGGUCCUGGCUCGGUUAGGACCGGCCCGGCCCGGGUCGGCCCGGCUCAGUAAACAGACUCUUUUACUUCUGCUGCGACUGUCCCGGUCGUGUCCACUGCAGGAGGUCCGGGGGAGAGCGAGCGAGCUGCUGCGAGCCGCACAGGAACAAGGAGUUGAAGUCCCUCGGGCGCUGGCAUCAGGCCCAAGCGCCUUUAUACCUGCAAAAGAGAUGUUGAAAGAAGGGCCAGACCAGGAUAUCCUCAUUGAGUCUUUCCUUUCAUUGGGCCGCGUGGACCACAUCACCAUGGUGAUGGCAAUGCACCCUGCCUACCUCAGCUGCUUCCUAAGGACCCAACAUGCUUUGUUGGAGAUGGACGGCCCCUUGCCCCGUCACUGGAGACAUUACAUUGCUGUUAUGGCUGCAGCUCGACAUCACUGCUCGUACCUGGUGCAGCAGCACAGCGCCGGCUUCCUGGACGCUGGAGGGGAGGAGAGCUGGCUGAGUGGCCUCCAGCACGCUCCCACCAAACUCCGCAGCCUGAAAACACUCAACAAACUGCUGGCACACAGACCCUGGCUCAUCAGACAGCAGCACAUCCAGGAGCUGGUGUGUCCCGGAGCAGAGCCUCGCUGGUCAUUGGCUGAACUCAUACACGCUGUGAUCCUGAUGGCGCACGCCCACUCACUCUGCUCUUUUGGGUGGGGAUGCGGCUUAAACCCUGAGCCCGACCACAUCGGAGGUUAUACUUUCCAACUUCCAUCACCCAUUCACCUUCCUCGAAGCCCCCACAGCCCUCACAGCCCUCAUAGCCCCGCCCACGAGGAUGGCAGGCAAGAGUUGGUUGACGGAGCGAUGGAGGUGGAGGUGUUGAUGCAGAGGAUGGUGGAGCUGCAGCAGCAGGAGGAGGAGUGCACACAGGAGGAGAUGGUUACCCGCUUCGAGAGGGAGAGGAGCGAGAGCAUACCAACCACGGUUGUGCGAGAAGCUCCGCCUGAUUUGGUGCUGCGUCUGGUGGAGGAUCCAGAGUUCAGAUACGAGGAUUUUGCCCCCAGAGGAGAGCAGGCACCACCCACCAUGAGAGCUCAGGACUAUUCAUGGGAGGACCACGGCUUCUCUCUGGUUAACAGACUUCUGCCAGACAUGGGCCAGCUCCUGGAUGAGAAAUUCCAGGUUGUGAGCAACUUGACCUACAAUAGGAUGGCCAUGCAUGAAGGUGUGGACACUCACACUCUGAGAAAAGCUCUGUGGAACUACAUCCACUGUCUCUACGGGAUACGCUACGAUGAUUAUGACUACGGCAGCGUGAACGUGCUGUUGGAGCGCUCCCUGAAGGUGUUUGUUAAAACCAUGGCCUGUUACCCCGAGCAGACCACAGCUCGCGUCUACCACGCAUUUUGGAGACACUUCAGACACUCUGAAAAGGUUCAUGCAAACCUGAUAGUGAUGGAAGCCCGGCUACAAGCAGCACUUCUUUAUACCUUACGAGCCAUCACACACUACAUGAGAUGACACACACACACACACACACACACACACACACACACACACACACACACACACACACACACACACACACACACACACACACACACACGCACACAUUUUUUGCAAUGCUGAGCCAGCUGUGACGUACCACAACCCAAU